This is a messenger RNA of Lactuca virosa, 1270 nucleotides long. Lineage: Eukaryota; Viridiplantae; Streptophyta; Magnoliopsida; Asterales; Asteraceae. The record is from the annotation of a GenBank genome assembly.
AGCCAACCGUUCCACUUUGAUCAAUUUAAUAAGUCCAUCGUGUAGAAUCAAUCACUCAACUUGAUUGACAAAUUACAAGUGUUGACGGUUAUGAGAAGUAGUUGAGGUUGAUCUUGACCGUUUUGGAGCGAUCGAUCAUAGUCAUAUAGAAACACCAACAUAUUUCUCUUAAAUUUCUAUUUAAUUUCGUCGUUUCCAAAUCCCUGAACUCACAAUCUGAUCGAUUAUGGCGACUCUCACAGUUCCUCCGACACCGGUUUCUCCCCACGACGAUGCCAUUCAUUUAUAUAAAGCUUUCAAAGGAUUUGGAUGCGAUACUGCGGCGGUGAUUAACAUUCUUGCGCAUCGAGAUGCAACGCAAAGGGCGCAUAUCCAGCAUGAAUUCCAGAGGAUGUAUUCCGAAGACAUUCUUAAACGUUUGUCUUCUGAACUUAGUGGCAAAUUAGAGACUGCAGUUUUGCUUUGGAUGCAUGAUCCAGCAGGAAGAGAUGCGAUUAUAUUAAAGCAGGCAUUGACCAAAGAUUUCAUAAAUCUUGAAGCUGUAACUGAUGUCAUAUGCUCACGAACUCCUUCCCAGAUACAAACUGUCAAGCAAAUUUAUCACUCAACUUUCGGGACGUAUCUUGAAAAAGACAUUGAAAUUCAAGCUUCCGGGGACCACGAAAAGAUAUUGCUUGCUUUAAUAAGCAAACCACGAUAUCAAGGAAUGGAAGUUGAUAGGGACAUGGCUGCAAAAGAUGCAAAGGAGUUGUACAAGGCUGGCGAAAAGAAAUUAGGAACCGAUGAAAAGGUGUUCGUGCAUAUUUUCAGUGAAAGAAGUAAAGCACAUUUGAUUGCUAUAAACUCAUUUUACCAUGACAUGUAUGGAGGGUCUCUCAAAAAGGCCAUAAAAAGUGAAACUUCGGGGUUAUUUGAACGCGCACUUUUGACAAUCUUACAAUGUGCUGAAAAUCCCGCAAAGUAUUUUGCAAAGGUGUUGAAUAAGUCGAUGAAAGGCUUAGGGACUGAUGACACGACCCUUAUAAGGGUGAUAGUGACAAGAACCGAGAUCGAUAUGCAAUAUAUAAAGGCAGAGUACCAUAAAAAGUACAAGAAAACUUUGAAUGAUGCAGUCAAAUCCGAAACAUCGGGCAAUUACCAGACAUUCCUUCUCUCUCUUCUUGGCCCAAAUCACUAGGCCAAGGUGCUUAUCAUGACUUCUUGUGUUUGUGCAUGCUAUGUAUAAAAUCUAAAGUUGCAAUAUGUGCUUGUUUUGAUCCUUAUACACCUA